Caenorhabditis auriculariae is the source of this 5616-nucleotide messenger RNA. Lineage: Eukaryota; Metazoa; Nematoda; Chromadorea; Rhabditida; Rhabditidae. The record is from the annotation of a GenBank genome assembly.
AUGAUCUUAAAAUGGUUACUUCUCGCUGGGGUUCUCUUUUCGCCAUCCUUUGGAGCGAACUUGGGAGAGGUUUGCAAUUUUUCUAUUUCAAGAAAAAAAAUUAAGAAAAAUUCGGACGCAUGAAAUUUUCCAAAUAGGAUGUAAAAAUUUUCACCAAUUUCGGACCAAUCACCCAAAAAGUGUCCCAAAAUGCAGAAAAAAGGGUCUUGUUUAUUUUCUCAUGUUUUAAUCUCAAUUUUUCACGUCAUUAAAGCAAAUUUAAUUUGUGUUUACUUAUAAAGAACAGCUGGGAUAGUUUCUGAUGUCUCCGUCCGCAAGUCGCUUUGAGUCGGACGCGGUUUGAAGCUUACUGCUUACUCUUAAGCGAUCAUAAGCUUCUCUGGCCACUUGGGAUGUAUAUGAAGCUCUUAUCAGCUUCGUAAAUUAAAAUUGUGAAUUUCAAUUGAGACAAUACACGAGUGGUGGAAUCGGGGCGAAGAAACCACAACGAGUAGACCACCUAUUAGAACUACUACCGCUGCAAAUGUAAGGACAACAACUUCAAUUAAAGCUCUGCCGCCACUUGAUUUUAAAUAUUCGACUUCCCAAAUACCGAAGGUCAACUUGAGACAGGUUCGAGUUAAAAGUAAUGCUUCGAAAUUUCAAAAACUGUCGAAGAAUAUUAUUAUUUUUCAUUUAGGCCGUGCGUGGCGUCACGCCAGAGCAACGCAAAAAGCGGCUCUAUUUAUUGGGUAAAAAAGUAAAAAUCAAAAGGAUCGACAAGAAGAGAUCGCAGGAAGUUCAAAAGGUUGCUUUUUUAUCGAUUUUUGUUUAAGGAUCUCCUUUCAUUGAAAUCGUAAACAACGGCUGAGUUCUUGCUAUUUCCAGUUCAUUCAGCGCUUUUUUGUACGAAUGCCUUGGAACAGCGAAAUCUGGAACGAUAGAAAAAUUCACUAUAAUUUUAAACUAACACGGGAAGUGCGAAAGGUCGAGGUAUUGGAAUUUAAUGAGACUUGGUAUAUAGGUACUUCCGAACACCCUGAAUCCAAAGCAGUUGAAGAAAAGUGCGCCUUUUUGGUUUUAGUCGAGUUAGGGCGCCUCAAAGUUUGCACGCAAAAAAUGCAUUGGAAGGGAGGAGGGAAUGUGUUGCGGCGGCUAACUCUAGCUGCCAGCAGGCGGCGUGGUGUAGUGGCUAGAGGCCUUGCGCUGUGAAACCUAUGAUGCAGGUUCGGUCCCUUUUUGGGAAGUUUAUUUUUGCCAUGAAGUUUUUUGAAAAAAUUGAUGAAUUUUUGAAGAUGGAACGAAAAAUACUGUUCAAAGUGUUAAAAUUCACUAUUUUAUUUCGUUUUGAGAAAGACUUUCAACAAAAAAAUUUUUUUAGUCUUUUUUUGUCCUGCUCUGUGCAGGAAAUUUGGGCGUCGAGAUUAAUCUUGCGAGAGUUCAUAGGUUUGUGAUAGAAAUAACAACUUAUUGUAGUUCUAUUCUUCUAUUCUUAUUCAUCAAACGAUUUUUCUUCAAAGAUGGCGGUUAGUUAACCCUUUUUCCUUGUCUUUUUUUCAUUCCCAGCAUCGCCAUAUCAUCUCGAUUGUGAAAAAUAAAGUGAAGCUGGACUUUGACACACAUUUUUUUACACACAUAACGUCGUAAAGGAGGGAAAGAAGAAUAAAUCUCAUAAAACUUUUGAUUUUAUUGGUUCAUCAGAAAUUUUUUUGAAGGAAUGGGUCGACCAUAAGCCUUAUGGUUAGGCAAGGGAAAAUGGAGAAAAAAAAUUUUUUGUCGAAAUUCUUUCUCAGAUGGGCGUAUAAUGGUGAAUUUCAAAAUUUUGUGCUGUUCUUUCACUCCAUCAUCAAAACCUCAUUUUUCAAAUAAAAAAAUUGGCAAAAAUAAAAUUUCACCAAAAAGGGUCCGAACCUGCAUCAUAGGUUUCACAGCGCAAGGCCGCUAGCCACUACACCACGCCGCCUGCUGGCAGCUAGAGUUAGCCGCCGCAACACAUUCCCUCCUCCCUUCCAAUGCAAUUUUUGCGUGCAAACUUUGAGGCGCCCUAACUCGACUAAAACCAAAAAGGCGCACUUUUUUCAGCUUUUUUGGAUUCAGGGUGUUCGGUAGUACCUAUAUAUCAAGUUUCAUUAAAUUCCAAUACCUGACCUUUCGCACUUCCCGUGUAAGCCUAGGUCAUUCAGAGAAAUGUUUUUCGACUCAAAACUGAAAAAUUGAUUUUAUGGGCUCUUUAAAUCUAUUGUCACUCGAAAUGCCGUGGUCUCACUUGCAAUGGCUUGUUUUGCAGACAAUCCCCAAAGUGAACCUGACUCCUAAAGUGGAACCAGAUCUUUUCGAAGUGAAUAAACGAGCUGGCCUCAAUGAUUACCUUUUCCAAGGCGAUAUGAACCUUGAAGAGUAAGUUUAGUUGGAUUUAUCAGAUAUUGUUGGUUUUCAGAUCUCAACUUGACAGUUUUGAAAAAUCACUCGGAAAAGACUCAUCGGGUAGAAAAAAGCGUCAGGUUUUGAAUAACGCGACGUUUUGGCCUGACAAUACCGUGUAUUUUUACUUUGAUUCUAGCAUUAGUAGGUCGUUUUGUGUUUAGGCUUGAAAAUAGAGAAUUUGAGGCUCGCGGAUUCGAGCAUCGGUGGCUGCUGCCCACAAGUACAUAUCGGACAGGACCUGUGUGAAAUUUGUUGAAGAUGCAACAAAGGAAAAUCGGGUCAAGGUGAAAUAAAUGAUUGCUUUUUACAAAAAAGGGUCAGUCCUUAUUAUUUUAUUGAAAUAAAAAGUACUUGAAAAAGCUGUGCUCAAGUUUAUUAUGUAAAAAACUAUUUUCUCUAUCAAUUUUUCUUUCUUCACUCUCCCUGUGUUUGACUGAAUUGACCCAAGGCUUUUUCAUCAUUAGCUUCUCAGGAAUUUCGUGUUUCAGGUAAUCGACACGGCAGGAUGUACCUCCAGUGUCGGUAUGGUCGGGGGCGAACAGACUUUGUCUCUUGGCUCGGGUUGUGAACAAGUAAAAGCUACCUAUAUGAAGGGAACUCCAGAUGUUUCCAGGUGGGAUUCGCAGCCCACGAGUUCACCCAUGUUCUGGGCUUCUUUCACGCUCAAAUGAGAUAUGACCGAGAUUCCUACAUUAUUAUUGACCUGACUGAUGUUGAAGCUGGGGCUGAGGUUCAAAAAUUUGGGGAAACAAUUUUUAAGGAAGGUUCACAGGUGGACUUUGUCAAGUAUGACGCGGCAAGUACGACAAAUAUUGUACCUUAUGACCUGGCUAGUAUUAUGCAUUACGGAGCGACGACGUGAGUUGAAUGUUUGGAAUAUUUCUAGGUUGACAUUAAAAAUUCAAAAAAAAAGAAAGAUUGCAUUUUGAUCGAUUUUUGAAGGUUCCAAAAGUUUUCCAACCCUUCUAGAAAAAGCUUACCGGAAAUUUCGAAGCUGUUAAAAUUACUUGAGUUCUUCGGAUUUUCGAAACGCCUCUAGCCUUUCUGAGAGUUCUCGGAUUUUUUUCAAGCCUUUUACAGCUCAAUUGGAUAUUUCCGUGCUCUUGUACAGGUUUUCUGAAGUUUUUGAAGCUAUUAAAAAUUAAAAAGACCCCUUGAUUAAUUUUUUAAAUCCUCAUUCUCCUAAGAUUCGUCAAAUCCGGAGGAAAGCCUUCAAUAGUCCCUCUUGACGGAUCGAUGAUCUACACGAUGGGAAAUCGGGCAAUCACUUUUUACGAUAUUCAAAUGAUCAAUAUUCACCUCUCGUGCAAAUGUAACUUUCUAUUGAUUCUGAAGAUUUCGCGACAUUUCAAGGCCCCGAAAAUGGUCUAAUCUGUGCAAAUGGCAGCUAUCCGAAUCCAAAUGAUUGCUCAAAAUGCAAUUGUCCGAUCGGCUACGGUGGAGAUCUGUGCAAUGAAAGGGUAAAUGGCUUUGAAUUUUGGGGAAAUGUGCCCUAUGGCUAAACAUAUCAAAAUUAGUUUUGGAGCACAUCUCACCGGUCCUUUCAAUUAUACACGACUUUUUUUUCCAGCCCAAGGCUGGAACUUGUGGAGCCACAUUAAUGGCGACCGCAAAUUGGCAGGAAGUAUCCUACAGUCUCGGGAAUAAUACUUUCUUGGCAUCUGCGAGGGAUGAUUUCGAUUUCUGUAUUCACUGGGUUCAGGUAUCCAAUCUUUUUCAGUUUCCGAAAAAAAUUAAUAGGAUGCGUGACCAAAGCUUACAGCUGAGAAGCUUCUAGAGCGCAUUUUUUUCUCGAAAAUUGAAAGUUUUUAUAAUGUGAGUAGGUUCUAAAGAAAAAGUUUAGGAUAUUUGAAAAAAAUCUCGAUUUAUCGAAGUAAUUUAUGUUGUGUCCGCGGGAGCCCAAAGUCGAAGGAAAAAAGGCGAAAAAGAAAUUUAGAAUGACUCAGAUUGUAGCGUUUGAAAACCUAUGUGACCUUCUGAGGUAUAUUCUAAUAAUUUUCGCUUUCCAGGCACCAUUUGGAAAGCAAAUUCAGUUCCAAAUCAUCUCUAGUUUUAAUCCUCAGUGCAGCUACGGUUGCAAAUUGAAUGGAAUUGAGCCCAAGAUCAACGCCGACCAGAAAAUGACCAAUAGAAAGUAUUUAUUUUCUUACCAUCUGAAAUUUGAAAAAAGUUAAAGGUACUGCUGUGACGAGUUCAACAACAAAAUCUUGACCUCUGAAGUGAAUCCGAUGCCCGUAGUUGCCUAUAAUCGAUACUAUUACACCACCUACACUUGGCAGUACAGAUAUGGUGGGUUCUGAUUACUUUGAAAAAAGAAAAAACAUUGAGUAGACCGAGCUAUCAUUUUUUUUAUGGAUAUGAAAACAUUUCAGUAAGGUUCAAGCUCACUCUUGAAUCUCAAAAAAGAUUAGAACCUUUUAAAGUUUAAUUAAGAAAGAUUUUUCUUAUAAAGGAAAAUUUUAAUGAGCUGAUUGAUCAAUUUUUUAUUCAGCUAAAGUUUUUCUACUUUUGUGCUAGUAUUGGCAACCGUUGUGGAGCAGUUUCCCGAGUGAUUUUCGACCCCUUGAAUUAAAUUGACACCCAUAGAAAUUUCAGAAAAGUUUCUCGGAGAAUUUGAUCACCAGAGAAACAAAUAACUAUGAUCACAACUCCCGAAGAUUUCAUAAAAUUAAAAUCCAUACAAGAAAGUUUUAACCAAAAGCGUUUUUCAUAUCUUUUCUGAGGAACUGCAAGAAUCUACUCUGAAAAAAAAACGACCAUUUUUGCAAAUAUGAUGAGCUUAGUUGACGCGGCCAACCCGCCAACGACGCCUCCUUCUGCCACCGGCAUCACUGUACCCAAAUGCUUCGAUAUCCUUGGGAGGUGAGUUUGAAGUUUACUUAUUUUCUAAUGAGAAAUAUUACUCUAGUUUCACCUGUGAGUCCUACAAAGCGUCUUCCUGUUUCACCGGGCAAAUCACUGAUGCUUUGAAACUCCAGUGUCCGACAACUUUCAAUCUUUGCAACAAGAAUUUGGUCCGCCAGCCCUGCACGGACUAUUAUUCAAGGUUUUCGUGGAAAAAAAAGCCCGAAAAGUCAUCUAAUGACGCCAUAAAACCAUUUUUUCAGCUGUUUCCAGUACAUGCUGAAAGGUCGAUGCUCGUCCGACCUAUCCCUGGUCGCAGAAUUCAACUGUCCGUUAACUUGUGGAUUUUGUCUCACACCCAACAAAUAA